AUGGAGAAGUUCCGGGCGGUGCUGGACCUGCACCUCAAGCACCGCAGCACGCUGGGCUACGGCCUGGUGACCCUGCUGACGGCGGGCGGGGAGCGCAUGUUCUCGGCGGCGGUGUUCCAGUGCCCCUGCACCGCCGCCUGGAACCUGCCCUACGGCCUGGUCUUCCUGCUGGUGCCGGCGCUCGUGCUCCUCGUCCUGGGCUACGUGCUGAGCGCGCGCACGUGGCGCCUGCUGACCGGCUGCUGCGCGUCCGGCGCCCGCUCCCGGGGCUCGGGGCUGCGCGGCGCCAUCGUGUGCGCGCAGCUCAGCGGGGUCGCCGCGCUCGCGCCCCUCACCUGGGUGGCCGUGGCGCUGCUCGGGGGCGCCUUCUACGAGUGCGCGGCCAGCGGCAGCACCUUCCUGGGGCGGCGCCUGUGCCGGGGCCGCGCCGCCAACUGCACCGCCCAGCUGCCGCUGGUGCCCUGCGGCCAGGCCACGGCGUCCGGCGUGCAGGACCUUCUGAAGGAAAUCAAGGCUCAGUCGCAGGUGCUGGGCUGGAUCCUGAUAGCAGCUGUUGUCAUCUUCUUUCUGAUUGUUACAUCCAUCACCCAAUGCCUAUCUCCAGUUAGUUUUCUGCAGCUGAAAUUCUGGAAAAUCUACCUGAAACAGGAGGAGCAGAUCCUUAAAAGCCAAGCCACAGAGCAUGCGACUGAAUUGGCAAAAGAGAAUGUUAAAUGUUUCUUUGAUUGCUGUCAUCCGAAGAAAUGCAACACCCCAAGCAUUAAAGACUGGCAGCAAAUUUCAUCACUAUAUACUUUCAAUAGGAAUAAUCUGUACUAUAGCAUGUUGCACAAAUAUGUUAACAGAAACGAGAGGAAUCACAGUAUCAGAUCUUCUGAAGGAGAUGCAAUGAUUCCUGUUCUUGGCUUUGUAGAUUCUCCUGCUAUAAACAGCAAUGCUGAGCUAUGA
Molecule: messenger RNA, 948 nt
Organism: Cynocephalus volans (Philippine flying lemur)
Lineage: Eukaryota; Metazoa; Chordata; Mammalia; Dermoptera; Cynocephalidae
Gene: CALHM6
Product: calcium homeostasis modulator family member 6
Exons: 2
Coding region: 1-948 (315 amino acids)
Cellular component (GO): plasma membrane
Molecular function (GO): monoatomic cation channel activity
Source: RefSeq, a predicted model, not a curated record